AUGACGAAGAAUAACUUGGCCACUCAUCUCAAAUGGCUGCUCGCCCGAGGCCCCUCCUUGUACCCUUCGCUGACCGCCGACUCGACUGAACGCGACAAUCGCGCCCCUCAACAACCCACUCCGCCAGUAGACAACCUCGACUUAAUUGUCAAAGUGCUUGAUGAUGGCGAAGACGUGAAAGAUGACACAAUGGCAAAACUGCUACUUGCACCUCAGUCGGCGAGCAAGCCUCGCAUGCUCAGCCGCCCCGACACGCUCCCCGAGAAGACGCCGUUGACUUCGAAGAAACGGUUUCCGGUAAUACAGUCAAGCGUGGUUCGAGAAUCUCACCAUGAACCCCCAUCCUCAUCCUAUAAGAAUUCUCGGACAAAGGCGACGCCGCGUCGGCCCGAUGACCGUUUUGAUACCUCCCCACUAGGCCCCGUUGAAUCCAUUGAUUUGACGGGCGAUCUCGAUCGGUCAAUUCCGUCCUCGGGGACUCUUGAGUUUGGAGAGCCACGUCGAUUAUGGACCGAGGAUGAUGCGUCGCGCGGUAGGGCGCGUGAGAAACGGGGAAAGAAACGGAAGAGUGACGGGUAUACAUCAGAUCUUCUCUCCCCGUCUAAGCAUGCCACCAAAGUCCGAACACCCUCGAAAGCCACCAAGCCUUCGACAUCUGGAGACACAGUCUGGGCCAAUGCUCGCUCUUCAGUGGCACGUGGUGCUAGCCAAGGGAAUUCCUCAAGCGCAGUGAAACGGCUCGACCGAGAUUCGCCUGUUCCCCCGCGGUCCCAGCGGAAGCAGGUGAUUGCUGACUCCGACGAUGAAGAUCCAUUUGAAAACUGGGUUGAGGAUGACCCCGUUGAUGACAUGAUGCUGGAUGCAGAUCCGGGAUUGUACCCAAAACUGCCCGAAGUGAGCCCAGCAGGGAACGAAAAGACUCCGUUGCCACUUUCUCGACCACCAAUUGAUAAAGAGAAGGAAGCAGUAACCAAAGAUCCAGCUCCUGCUCAGCUGUCCCCAUGGCCAAAAUCAUCAAGUUCACAAGAGAAGGACCCGGAUCUCGUCCGUUUCUUGGCCCUUGCCCAUAACUUUCUUCAGCAGUCGAUUUCACAGUUGAAGGCUACGCUGCAAAAGAAUGCGGAGGUUGUAUAUCAACAAGCAAUGGAGGGUCGACCGGCGCCAGAGCUGAUUGCCGAAAACAAACAUCUUGUCUCUCAGAUCCAAGUCAUCGAAGUGCUGCAAACUCAUCGAGAUGCGCAUAAAGAUCGUGUGUCUCGCAAGGAAAGUCUGAAGCAGAACUUGAUGCGUGUCAUAUCACAGGGUCUUGAUCCAACAACCAUGCCAGAAGAGCUUGCGCAAAGUCGAGCUGUUGAGACUGAAUUAGAGCAGAUUGAAGCAAAGAUCUGUCGACUUCUUCCUGAAGCUAAGAUCCUUAAUUUCGCACAGACUUCAAAGCCUGAGUGCUCUGCUUCCCCGGUGCAGACCCGCUACCCAGAGACUUUUUGUGCCACGCAGCCUGGAAAAGCCUUUGGGGAUAUUGCCGCUACGAGAGCCUCACCACCCGCCUUCCCAUCACAAGCAUCUUUCAAAAAAGAAGCCCGCGAAGACCGAUCACGUUUCUCGAGCCCCAAGAAAGCAAAAGAGUGUAACAGCUCCAGGAUAUUCGAUCAGGACAACCGGACUCGCCAUGACGGGGAAAAUUGCAUCUCUCGAAACAUGGGAUCCCCGCCGCUUGCGGCGAUGGACCUUGAUGAAUUUGAUUGGGGUGACAGCGACGAUGAAAUGCUCGAGGUAGCCGGCAGCUUUGAUGAGCAUCAGACGCCGGUUCGUGAGCAAGCUCCUCAAAGCCGCAAGGUUUUUGCCGAGACCUCUGGCAAUACACCCAAAAUUCCAGCCCCGAAGAAGUCACCUGGCCGCAGCAACUUUUGGUCGAACCACCCAUGGUCUCAGGAGGUGAGGACAGUUUUGAAGGAUCGAUUCCAUCUGCGUGGAUUCCGUUCAAAUCAGCUCGAAGCCAUUGACGCUACCCUUGGCGGGAAAGAUACUUUCAUCUUGAUGCCGACUGGAGGUGGAAAGUCGUUGUGCUAUCAAUUGCCCUCUGUUGUGACUAGCGGUCGUACGCAGGGAGUGACUAUUGUGAUCUCCCCGCUGCUCAGCUUAAUGCAGGAUCAAGUGGCCCACUUGCGCAAGUUGGACAUUGAAGCAUUCUUGAUCAACGGUGAAACCGACAAGAAUGAGCGCUCAUGGAUUCUCAGUCAGCUAUCCAUUGCCGGCGGGGAGGGCCUGGACCUGCUAUACAUCACACCGGAGAUGAUCAAUAAGAACCAAACUCUCGUCCGAGCCCUGGAGAAGCUACACCGACGAAACAAGCUGGCACGCCUGGUCAUUGACGAGGCGCACUGCGUCAGUCAAUGGGGACACGACUUCCGUCCCGAUUACAAAGAACUGGGAGAAGUCCGCGCCAAGUUGCCUGGCGUACCGGUCAUGGCUUUGACAGCCACUGCCACGGAAAAUGUGAAAGUGGAUGUGAUGCACAACCUCAAGAUGCGUGGGUGUGAGGUGUUUUUGCAGAGUUUCAACAGGCCAAAUUUGACAUACGAGGUGCGGGCCAAGGGCAAGAAUGACGAGGUCCUGGCCAGCAUUGCCGAAACUAUCACGUCUUCCUAUCGGAACCAGUGUGGAAUUGUGUAUUGUUUGUCGCGCAAGACGUGUGAGAAAGUUGCUGAGGAUCUUCGCAAAAAGUACAACCUCAAGGCCGAACAUUAUCAUGCAGGCAUGAAGUCCGAGGCCAAAACCAAAGUGCAAAGCCAGUGGCAGGCGGGUCGGUGUCACGUUAUUGUGGCUACCAUUGCUUUUGGAAUGGGAAUCGACAAGCCCGAUGUUCGAUUCGUCGUACAUCACAGUAUUCCGAAGAGUCUCGAAGGCUACUAUCAGGAGACAGGACGCGCUGGGCGAGAUGGCAAACGCUCUGGUUGCUAUCUUUACUAUGGCUACAAAGACACAGCAACCCUCAAACGUAUGAUCGACGAAGGAGAUGGCAGUGGCGAGCAAAAAGCGCGUCAGAAACAGAUGCUUCGAAAUGUCGUCCAAUUCUGCGAGAACCGCAGCGACUGCAGGCGCGUGCAAAUCCUUGCUUAUUUCAACGAAUACUUCCGUCGAGAAGACUGCAACAACUGUUGUGACAAUUGCAGGUCUGAUUUGGUGUUUGAAGUCCAUGACUUUUCUCAGCACGCAUCCUGGGCCAUCAAGAUCGUGCGGCACUUCCAGAACGAAUUGAAUGAUAAGGUGACCGUGCUCUACUGUGUCGAUCUCCUUCGCGGAGACCUGAAAAGGGCCAAAUCAGCCACACACAAGCAAAUCCCGUGGUAUGGAAAGGGAUCCUCUUUGGAGCGUGGGGAAGCCGAACGGCUGUUUUACCGAUUACUGGGCGAAGACGCGCUGGCCGAGGACAAUGUCAUCAACGGGAAAGACUUUGCCGUUCAGUAUAUCAAACUUGGACGGCGUGCCGUUGAAUUUGAGACUGGCCAGCGCUCCAUGAAACUGCAAGUGCGCGUGUCUCCAAACGGCAAGAUUCAGGCCUCACGACCCGCGCGGAAAUCGAAAACCAGCAGCCAGGGCCCCCAGUCCACUAUGGUCUCUUCUCCCAUUCAAUCUGCCAAUGACCGCCGCCAAGCGCGCGCACAGCUGCCCAGUGCCAGGGCCAGUCACUCUUCUGCUGAUGAGGACAGCGAUGGCUUUGAACGGAUUCGAGUUGCCGGAAAGCCGCAGCGGCAGAACAUGAACCAAAUGGGGCCUCCGAUCACCACCGACCAAAAGUUGGACCGACUCGAUCAUCUGCACCGUGCGGUUGUGGAGGACUUUGAAGUGACGGCCAAACGCUAUCUCCAAGAUAUUGUUGUGGAGAAGGGUCUUCGUUGCCAGCCAUUCCCGGAUCACAUUUUGCGCGACAUGGCCAUUUCGUUCCCAAGAGAUCUUUCGGCACUGUCUGCCAUCCCAGGGAUUGAUCAAGACAAAGUCAAACGCUAUGGCCGUCAGAUAUUACGGCUGGUGGAUAAUGCCAGGCGGCGCUAUGAGGAACUGAAGCAAGACGCAGAAACCAACGGCAUUGUUCCGGAUCCCAACCACCACAACGUCAUCAACCUCAGCAGCAGCGAUGAGUAUAGUGAAGACGACGAUCUGUUCGCAGACCAGGCCUCCACACUCGAUCUGGACAAUCCCGUGAGCACUGUCCCCGGCAAUAUCACCAGUCGCUACUUUCCUCCACCUCCGUCCCCCGGAUACAACUCUGCCGAUGACUUCGAGUCUGGCCCAGCUGGUUCCACCGCGAAAUCUCGCAAGCGUGCAUCCAGCAAGCGGCCACGACGAAAGAAUGGCUCGAUGGGCAGCUGGAAAGGCAAAGGCGCGCGAUCCAAAGCCAAGACGGGCGAUCGUCCCCCCAGCCGGUCUUCGGGGACACGAAAGAAUUCAAAAUCCAAAACCACCAAGUCCUCGAUUGGUAUGAUGCCGGUCUGA
This is a messenger RNA of Penicillium alfredii, 4494 nucleotides long. RefSeq lists its product as uncharacterized. The coding region runs from base 1 to 4494 and encodes 1497 amino acids. The transcript has 3 exons. Gene Ontology annotation, cellular component: cytoplasm; chromosome; nucleus. Gene Ontology annotation, biological process: DNA replication; double-strand break repair via homologous recombination. Gene Ontology annotation, molecular function: 3'-5' DNA helicase activity; four-way junction helicase activity; ATP binding. NCBI's taxonomy places the organism in Eukaryota, Fungi, Ascomycota, Eurotiomycetes, Eurotiales, Aspergillaceae. The record is from RefSeq and is a predicted model, not a curated record.